Molecule: messenger RNA, 4285 nt
Organism: Columba livia (rock pigeon)
Lineage: Eukaryota; Metazoa; Chordata; Aves; Columbiformes; Columbidae
Gene: CCDC30
Product: coiled-coil domain containing 30
Exons: 25
Coding region: 272-3799 (1175 amino acids)
Source: RefSeq, a predicted model, not a curated record
AGCAGCUUUGCUUGGGCUGUGGAGGAAAACCAGAAAAACCUUUAGCCACUUUUGCUUGGUUUUUGGUGCGUGCGGGAGCGUUUCAGUAGAUGUUUUGCUGAAGCGCUGACCUAAAGGACAUUCGGGUGAGGACUAAGCCCAAAAUGCCACCGGUUUUAUUGCCCGGACCGGGACAUUUCUCCUUCCCGGUCACCUGCGGCAAGGGCGAUCUAUGCGGCCAUAGUGCCUACGCCGAGAGGGGGCGUGGCCCGAGCGGGGGCGUGGCUUAGGCAUGGAGGGGCGUGGCCUGUGUGCCGAGGGACCGGGGGCUCGGGUCCCCGUUGCCAUGGCGCCGGGGGUGGGGCCAGCCGCGCGCCUCAUGGAGGCGGUCGCCGCUGUCGUGGCGGAGCCCCCGGUACCACCAGAGACCAUCCGGCGCUGGCUGCGGGCCGAGGGCGCCGACCCCGCCGCCCCGGCCGAGGAGCAGCUGGGCCUGGCCUGGCGGCUGCUGCGCCGCGCGGAGACCCGGCUGGGAGAGCUGGAGCGGCGGCGGGCGGAGGAGAUGAGAGACGUGGAAAGCUACGUGGGCCACGUCCGUCACCUGACGGAGGAACGCGACGCUCUGACCACCGAAUAUGAGAAGGAAAACGAGCGGCUGAGGCUGGAGCUGGCGCGGCUGCGGCUGCAGCAGGAAGCGCAGCUGGAGGAGGUGGAGGAGAUGCUGGAGCAGGAAGGCUUGUCCGAAAUCGCUCGCAGCAACACCAGCGAACAGAUCGCCUAUUUGCUGGUGGAGAGGACGGCGCUGCUGGAGAAGCUGGAGGCGGCGGCCGAGCAGCCGGACCCGCGCGGCCGCGCAGCCGGGCUGAGUGCGGCACAGGAUGAGUUUGAUCCCGUUCAUCAGACAUUAGAAGACCAACUCCAACAACAGCCCGGAUCCCCGCAGCUUCCUGCAGAGACAAUGAGCAAGUCCUACAGGGAAGAGCUGGCGAGGGAACGAGCAUCACGUGCAAGAUGCAAACGAGAUCUGGAUGAGGCCACACAGAGGCUGCUGGUGGCCCAGGAGGAGAUCCAGAGGUUGUUGGAUGAGCUGGAUGUGCAAAGAGAGGAGCAGAGCAAGAGAGGAUUUACCUCGUGUCCGGCCCCGCGAGCGCCUGAGAGCGGGGACCAGGCACUGAGCGAACGCAUAGAGCACCACAGGGCUGAGCUGCGGGAGGCCAUGGAGCACAACAGCAAACUGGACAAGGAGAUCCUGGCGCUGCGAGCUCGGGUCCAAACGCUGGACUUGGAGAGAAAAGCCUUCCUGGAUCUGGUUGAACAGCUGAAAGAGGAGAUCUGUGAGUAUCAGAAGGGCGAGAAGCCAGCGCUGCCAUUGCCUGCGCCAGCCGAGGCUGAAGAAGCCGCCGUGUGCUCACUGCAGCCACAGGGCGCGAAGGAUGAGGGGAGGGUUGAAGGAGACCACGUUUCAGAUCAAGAAGACCGAUACCAGAGCAGCGAAACACUCCAUAAAAGGUGCCGAGAGGUGAUUGAAAACAUCGAGGGCAGGAACUCCCAGCUCCUUCACAAGCUGCAGAAGCUGGAGCCGGAGCACGAGGGUUUGGUUGGGCGCAGCGAAGAGCUGGAGUCGGCUCUGGGAGAGAUGCAGAUCCAAACCAAGCAGGAGAAGGAACAGCUGGAGAGUGAGGUGGAGGGACUUCACUGGAAAAUCACAAGUCUGGAAACAGAGUUGCUGGAAGUGCCCAAGAACAAAAGUGAGAUGAGUGGGGAAGAGCAGGCAGCGGCUGGAGCACAAGAGAUGCAGGAGAUGCUGGAAAGUUGUCAAGAAACGAUAGAAAAGUUGGGAAGUCAGCUGGGGGAACGGAGAGAACGGAGAAAGCAACUUGCAUCUGAGCUUGAACUGUUACGAGAAGAUCUGAAGGCCGAGAAGAAGGUGUUGGGCAGCCAGGUCUCUGACCUCCUCCAGGAAAACGAACAGAUUAACGAACUGGAGCGGAAACACGAAGAUGUGGGUAUAGAGGAGAGGACGCCUGAAGAGCAGAUGGCUAGAGCCGUGGUUUUGGAAGAACAGAUCAAACACUUGAGGGACGAACAAGAACUGCUCUGUUCUGAAUUACUGGAAAGCAACAAGAAGAGGGAGGAGCUAGAAAAGCAGCUAAAAGAGAGCAACGAAGAGAAACGGUUGUUACUGGAGGAGAUUGCCCGGCUAAAACACAAUCUCCUGACUACCCGGGAGCCGGGCGGCAGAGAAGAGACUUGGAGGAUGGAUCAAGGCACGGUGCAGAGAGAGAACAGGUUUCUCGUGUCGCAGAGCUCUGCAGGCAGUUUAGAUGGGAGCGUUAAGCAGGGUCCGUCCGACGAGAGGUUCCAGCAGCAGGAGGACAGAAUGCAGCAGCUGCGCCAGGACUUGCGGCGCGUUCAGAACUUGUGCAGCUCGGCCGAGAGGGAGCUGAGAUACGAACGGGAGAAGAACGUCGACUUACAAAAGCAGAACUUCUUGCUCCAGCAGGAAUGCAGCAAGGUCAAAGCUGAGCUGAAGCAAGCCCGCGCAAAGCUCUCGGACACAAAGGAGACGUGCUCCUCGCUCUCAGCCCAGUGGGAAAAGAGCCAGCAGAAGGUCAAAGAACUCGAACAAGAGCUGCUGAGGUGCUCCCAGGCCGAUAAACUGCAGAGCAGCCUGCAAGAGAAACUUGCACAGGAGAAAUCCAAAGUAGGCGAAGCACAGAAAAAGAUUUCAAAACUCCAGCAAAAGCUGAAGGAUUCCCAGCACCAGCUCCUGCUGGCAGAGGCCCGUGUUGCAGACAAGAAGCUCCUGGAGGAGGAACUGAAGGAGGCCCGAGAAAAUGAAGCUCGUGUGCAGCAAGAACUUCACGAGGAGCAGCUGAAAAGGAAGCUCCUGGAGCAGCAGGUGGAGGAGCUGCAGCAGCAGCUCCGGCAUUCGCAGGAGACGGAGGCGUCGCUGGCCAAGAUGCACGUGGAGCUGCAGGCCAAGACUCUGCGCGUCCUGGAAGAUGAGAGGAAACCUGCCCCGAGCGAGCACCUCCAGUGUGAGAAGGAGAACCAGAAGCUUUCAGAGCAACUUUCGCUGCUGAAGGAGGAAAACAAAGCCCUUUACGAGGAAGGAGUCCGUCUCCUGAACCAGAAGGAUCUGUACAUCAGGAAAUACAACGAAAUGCAGCUUCGCCACAAAGACAAGAUCCGCCGAGCCAAGGAGACCUUUAUCCACGAGGUGAAGCAAAGGGACAGCAGAAUUAAGCAGCUUGAAAACGAGCUCAGCGAGUCAAAGCUGCAAGUGGAAAAGGGGAAGGUGCUGGUUGCGCAGGUGACGGCUGAGAACGAGAAGUUACUGCAGGAAAGGAGGCGGCUCCUCCAGAAGAUCAGUGCCCAAGAGGAGAGCCCGUGGAGCAGCCGGUCUGCGAUGGCCGCCCCGCAGAGCAGAGUGAAGCUCCCGGACGAGGAGAACGUGCGGCCGCACGAGGGCAAACUCCAGCUCUGCGGCCACGGGCAGCGCGCGCCGAGGAGCAGCCGGGCUCCCACCGCCCAGGACCCCAAGAGCGUUGACUUCUCCGAACGCCAACGGCAGAGUAAGGUGUUGCCAUCUCCCCGAGCCAGCUGCCCGUGGCGAGAACCGCCAGACGCCCUCGGCGCCCUGAAGGCCGCGGCAGACACGAAGCCUGAUGGAGAAGCUGAAAGCCAAGACUCCUGCGUUUGCUUAUCCCCCUCUCAGCCUUCCGAGAUCGGGUAUUUAAAUGUAGCUUCGCCCGGAGACACCGCGGCCUCCCAGCUGCAGGAGGAGAGUCCCAGCAUCAGCUCCGAGAACUUCUGAACCCAGAUAUUGGUAAAAUACCAGCUGGACUGCAAGGUUUGGGGCUCCUGGUGCUCUACGGUGGCGAGGGCUGCAGGGGCGGAACUGCCAAACGGACCGAUCUGGUGAUUUCGGUGAUAGAUUCGACAGCUUGUUUUCAGCUCACCCAACUGCAGGUGGAGUCUGGAACAGGCGCCCCAGGGAGGUGUCACGGCCCCACGCCUGACGGGGUUCAAGAAGAGACUGAGCAAGGUCCUCAGACACACGGUGUGGACUUUGGGGCUGUCCAGGAGUUGGACACAAGUGAUCCAGGUGGGUCCCUUCCAACUCAGGACAUUCGGUGACUCCAUGAGCUGUGUGUGCUCCCAGGCCCCUCCGCAGGCUGCAAUUUGGAGAUCAGCUCCGGGCAGCGGCAGAGGGGUGGGGCGAAGCGGAUCUUCCCCCCAACCCUAAUUUCUCGUCCAGUCUGACCCUACAAGCUUUGUAAAUAAAACUCGGAGAACUUCC